Molecule: messenger RNA, 1519 nt
Organism: Tuber aestivum (summer truffle)
Lineage: Eukaryota; Fungi; Ascomycota; Pezizomycetes; Pezizales; Tuberaceae
Source: the annotation of a GenBank genome assembly
ACACGGCAGCGAAGCCACAGCACGAACAGUCAUAACAGCUGGUGGAGCGCGGAGGAGCCUUCGCAGGCGUCGUUGGCAGCGACGGGAACCAGCGCGCGUUCGCUAAGGAAGCGGAAAACCCUGCCCACGAUGGGAACGGGAACACCGAUGCGGAGGAGAGGACAGGCCUCCUGUCCUAGGACCGUUACCACUCCGAGUUCGAGUUCGAGUUCGAGUUCGGGCUCAACGAUACGUCCGCACUACCAACUUCAUUAUAACCCGCAUCAUCACCAACGUCACCAUCACCACCACCAUCCCACCCCAUCAAUGUCCCCCAUCACUACCACCACCCCCUCCUCCUCAUCUUCCUCGUCAACAUCGUCGCACGCCUCCACCCACCCAACCCUAUCACCUGCACUCCCGUACAACACACCAAUAGACUGGAAAGGCAACGCCGCCCGCCGUGCGGAAUAUGCCGCGCUCGACCGCCGUCGCCAAGGUGUUACGGGACUCAUCCGCCGCGCCGCCGCCGCCUGCUGCUUUAGCCGCGCUAGGAGUGAGUUUUGGGAGGAGAGGUGUGGCGAUGACGGGGGUAGUGUGCGGCGCUAUCGGCUUGCACUGCCGGAGGAGGAGGAGGAGGGCUCGUCCCGUGAAGAUGUUGGGGGGAAGAAUGAGACGGAGAAAGGGUGGCCAAGGGUUAGGGUUUGGCAGUGAUUGAGAAGGAAGGGGAAGAGGCUUGACUGUUUUACUACCAUACAUUUAUUCAGCGAGGAGUUUGUUUUGCUUUGGGUGGGGAGUCUUUAUCUUGCAUUUUUGCGUUUUUUUUUCUUUCCUCUUUCCUUCCUCUUGCCCUAUUCUGCUUCAGUUGUAUUUUUACUCUUUUCGUUGUUUGCUUUUGACCCGCCGAGUGCCAGAUCUGAUUGGGUGGUGUGGGGUAGAUUUCGCUUCCGGUCUAUCAUACAGUGUAUGAUAUUUUUUCUGUGGAUAUGAUACAGUACUGUGCUGUAUAGCACAGUAGAGUACAAGUAGAUGUUCCUCCUUCUUUUCUUCUCUUCCUCUUCCCCCUCCUUUUUUGCGUCUCCACGAUGCACACUAAGGCAUAACUAGGAAUGUCGUGGAUGAUGGCAUGGGUAUCGCGCAAAGUCCAUUUGUUUAUCAGUCAUCCACGUCAUUACAUUUGUUCAUAACAUCAUAGGUCAAGUUAACGUCAGGGGUUCUAUUCAUUUCUGCACUUUGCUAUCGGCACUACGCCGUCCUGUUCUGCUCAGGAUACGUUUCUCUGUACAGUACAGCACAGCCCUGUACAUCUUCUCCCUUUCUCUGUAAUACUUUUAUACUUGUCAUUGAUAAUUAAGAUCGGAGUCUGGUCUUGUUACGUAUGAUACUUGCUCGAGUAUGUGUCACACACACAACAUUUCCUUCCUCCUCUCCUCUCCUUUCUAUUUUUAUUUAUUUCCUUACUGUCACCGUUCUAACUGAUCAUUGCCAUUCUCUUUCUUGUAGCAGUACUUAGUAUAUUAAUACUAUCACGGUUCUUGCG